This is a messenger RNA of Helobdella robusta, 897 nucleotides long. RefSeq lists its product as hypothetical. Gene Ontology annotation, molecular function: (3S)-3-hydroxyacyl-CoA dehydrogenase (NAD+) activity. The transcript is spliced from 8 exons. Bases 1 to 897 code for a protein of 298 amino acids. The record is from RefSeq and is a predicted model, not a curated record. Gene Ontology annotation, biological process: fatty acid beta-oxidation. Gene Ontology annotation, cellular component: peroxisome. Lineage: Eukaryota; Metazoa; Annelida; Clitellata; Rhynchobdellida; Glossiphoniidae.
AUGUCAUUUAUUGAGCUAGUGAAGCGCCCUCGAAACAAUGAAACUCUGUUUCGAGUGAAAAAAAGCUCCUCAAGAACACCGUAUGUGACUGUCGUAACAAUCGUCAAAACACCAGCAAGUGAACCCAACAAUUUAUGCAGAGAAAAUAAUGGAGGAUGUGGCGAGAACGUCUGUGUUGAGGUUCAAAGUGAUGUAUUUGAUUUCCAAGUCAAAUGCAACUCGCCAGAUAAGGAAAUAUUCAAUGUACCAGAAGUUUACGUUAAACCUAAGAACGACUGGAUUUACAAGGGUUGUUUCAACAAAGUGCAGUCCUCUAAAGAACUGAGGAUAGAUUCUGUAAAAUCGUGUUUUGAAUAUUGUAAAGAAACAUCAUUCUACGCAAUGAAGGAUGGUCGGUUAUGCACAUGUGCCAACAGUGUUGAGAAUGAAGCUGGUGCCGACAAAUGCGAUAAGAAAUGUUCAGAUGGGCUGUCGUGUGGAGGAUCUUCUUUCCAUUCUGUAUAUGCCAGUAAUAGUGAAACAUGCCAAUGUGGGAGAAAAAUAGAAUUCAAAGACCAGUUGAGCAAAGAACAAUGCAAAGAACCUUCUGUGUUCGCUCUCUUAUCUGACGUCUCACCAGAUUUAGAUGUUCAAGGAAAACCGACAAAAUACAACUACUGUAUGAAUGAUAAGAUAGAAAUUAAGAAAGCUUACUGUAAAACUGGUCAUUGCAAAUUUGGCUGGAAUGGAGCACUCUGUGAUAAGAGAGAUUGUGAUAAUAAUAGCGGUGACUGUCCCAAGGCAAUGAUGUGUGUGCAAGAAAUAAUAAACAAUGUUUUGUUUGAAAAAUGCCUGUGCGGAGAAGGUCUUUUAACAACCAGUGAAUCCGAAUGCAAAAAGUCUGACCUUGCUCUUUAA